CUUAACAGUAAGGUAAGCCAGUUUGCACGUGAACUUGCCCGAGUGACGUCCAAACGGUCGCACCGAGUGGCCGCAUCAUAACAAAAUAGUAAACAGGCAGUUUUAAAUUCUAAAUACGCCGACCGCCAACUGUGGACUUGAGACCUCGUCAAACGAUUUACAUAAAUAAUGAUUCUAUCGGUAACGUUUUUAGUGAUAACUGUGCUUCUGUAUUUAUUAAUCACAAGGAGACAUAACUACUGGAAAGUAAGAGGAGUAAAAUAUGAAGAGCCGGCGCCUAUGGUCGGCAGCAUAUGGCGGGUGUUUAGACAAAAUGUCAGCUUGUCUCAGUAUCUGGCAGAAUUAUACCAGAAGUAUCCGAAAGAAAAGUUCGUCGGGUACUUUGGUGGUAGUGCCAUUUCCCUCCUUGUGAGGGAUCCUGAGCUUGUGAAACAUGUUCUAGUGACCGAUUUCCAGUAUUUUUAUCCGAGAGGGUUAAAUACUCACAAGACAGUGAUAGAGCCGAUGCUGAAGAACCUGUUCUUCGCGGAUGGAGAUCUGUGGAAGCUAUUGCGGCAGAGGAUGACGCCUGCCUUCACGUCCGGCAAGCUGAAGGCGAUGUUCCCUCUGAUCGUGGAGAGGACCGAGCGGCUGCAGCGCAUCGCCGCCGCCGCCGCGGAUCGCGGCGCGGAGGUGGACGUGCGCGACCUCAUGGCGCGCUACACCACCGACUUCAUCGGCGCCUGCGGCUUCGGCAUGGACACAGACUCCAUCACUGACGACACAUCCCCGUUCCGAGAUCUAGGAAAGCGUAUUUUUACUCCAACCCUAAAAGGAACUAUUAGUUCGUUUCUAAAGUGGACUUUUCCAGAAACAUUCAAACAUUUACACCUCACAGCCUCAGAUGUCACAAGAGAUACGAUUGCUUUGGUGAGAAGCAUAAUGCAGGAGAGAAAUUACAAGCCUGUUGGAAGAAACGACUUUAUAGAUUUGCUUUUCGAGUUGAAAGCAAAGGGGGUUAUAUAUGGCGAGUCGCUGGAGAAGAAGAACCCUGAUGGGACGCCGCAGACGGUGGAGUUGGAGCUGGACGAGCUGCUGAUGGCGGCGCAGGUGUUCGUGUUCUUCGCGGCGGGAUUCGAGACGUCCUCGUCGGCGACCAGCUACACGCUGCACCAGCUCGCAAUGCACCCCGACAAGCAGGCUAAGUGCCAGCAGGAGAUCGAUGAAGUGCUUGCACGGCAUGACGGGAAAUUAUGCUACGAUGCUGUCAAAGAGAUGAAGUAUCUACACAUGUGUUUUAAGGAAGGCAUGCGAAUGUUCCCAUCCCUGGGCUUCCUCAUCCGGCAAUGUGUGAGGCCAUACACGUUCCCAGGAACCGACGUGACUAUCGACGACGGCGUGUACGUGCUGGUGUCCGUACAGGGGCUGCACAACGACGAGCAGUACUUCAAGGAUCCGGAGCAGUUCAGGCCGGAGCGGUUCGGCGAGGGGGCGCCCUCUAUACCUAACCACGUGUAUCUCCCGUUUGGAGAAGGACCUCGAGCGUGCAUAGGUGAGCGCCUGGGCCUGAUGCAGUCGCUGGCGGGGCUGGCGGCGCUGCUGCGCCAGUGCUCGGUGGCGCCCUCUGCCCGCACCCGCGCGCCCCGCGUCGACCCCGCCUCCUUUGUGGUUCAGAAUAUACAUGGGGGGUUACCGCUGUCAUUGAUACCGAGGAAAAUAUCCAAAUGAAUUGAUUGAUAUUAAAAUAUACAGUUUUUGAUAUGUAAAAUUUACGAAAUCUUAAAGACUAUCUGGUCUAAAGAUGUUAGAUUGGAAACAGUCUACGCUGUUAAAUGUUUUCAGUGGGUAGUAGGGUAGUAGGUACUAAAACUGCAUUGAAAGACAAUGUAUUAUUAGUGUUUGAGAUGUAAUACAUUUUGCGAAAUCUUAAACAGACUUGUUAUACAGGUUGUUUAUUUAUUCACCUGUAUUAAUUUACGGGGUGAAUAUAUAGGUCAUACUGAGUAGGUAACUUUUACUAUGGGCCCAACCCCAACAUCGCAAAAAAAACUCUCCCAUAGAAAAUGAGACAACCAAAAUGUAUGAAACAGACAAUUUUUUUUUUCGCGAUUGCGGGGUUGGUCCCAUAGUAAAAGUUGCUCAGUAUGACCUAUAUAUUCACCCUGAUAUAUUGUAGGUGACUAACUAAACAUCCUGUAAUAAUGUAAUAAACACAUUUUCAACACCUUGAUUGUUCAAAAACUGAUGAGAAAGUUGCAUUUUAUCCACAUGUGUAACUAAGUAAUUUAAUGCAAAUUUUGAGUUGUUUCACUUGUUUCCUUAUAGUGGCUAAUAGUAUUGACUUUUAAAUGAUGAAUUUGAAUGAUAAAUAUUUAAUAACGUUCAUUUGUAUUGGAUUUGGUUUGAUUUUGUUUGAUGUUUUACAGUUCGUAUUUUCCUCGCAUUGGUUUGGUGAAAAUGUUUAUGACUAUUGACUUUCAAUGUUGUUCAAUUUUGGAAUAUUUCGCUUGCUCGGGUAUCAAUAUUAGCAUGAGCGGUUAAACGACAGCUUUGCCACCUUGUAAAAUAACUAUUAUCAUAUACCUUUCGUGAUUUUUCUCACUUGAUGGUCUCAUCGGAAGAUCAGCGCUGGACGCCACCAGCAACAUGCUGAGAUGAGGCCAUUUCGUGGCACUUUAUACUUUCUUUGUUUUUGUUAUAUCAUGUAAUUUAAUGUGUCUUGUUUGUGUUUACGAAUAAUAAUUAUUCUAUUCUUAUUCUA
Molecule: messenger RNA, 2740 nt
Organism: Cydia pomonella (codling moth)
Lineage: Eukaryota; Metazoa; Arthropoda; Insecta; Lepidoptera; Tortricidae
Product: cytochrome P450 6B2-like
Exons: 3
Coding region: 169-1707 (512 amino acids)
Molecular function (GO): iron ion binding; oxidoreductase activity, acting on paired donors, with incorporation or reduction of molecular oxygen; heme binding
Source: RefSeq, a predicted model, not a curated record